UCCCUCGCGCGCCGACGAUGUCGCGCGCGAUCGCGAUCGCGAUCGCGCGACGCGCGACGCGCGAACGCGCGCCGUGGACGCGCGUCGCGCGGCGCGCGCUGCACGUGCACGAGUACCAAGGCGCGGAAAUCAUGAAGAAGUUUGGCGUGCGCGUGCCGAUCGGCGCGGCGUGCGGGACGCUGGACGAGGUCGACGACGCCGCGCGCGCGAUGCGCGGAGACGAGGUGGUGGUGAAGUCGCAGAUCCUCGCCGGUGGGCGCGGACUCGGGACGUUCGCGAGCGGGUUCGAGGGAGGGGUGCACGCGGUGGCGAAGACGCGCGCGCGAGAGACGGCGGCGAAGAUGCUGGGGGGGACGUUGGUGACGAAACAGAGCGGACCGGCGGGGAAACCGGUGAACGUGGUGUACGUGGCGGAGAAAAUGACGCUGACGCGGGAGAUGUACUUCGCGAUCACGCUCGAUAGGGCGAGCGCGGGACCGUUGGUGAUCGCGAGCGCGGAGGGCGGCACGUCGAUCGAGGACUUGGCGCAGAGUCAUCCGGAGAAGAUUAUUAAGAUGCGGUUGGACAUCGAGCGCGGGAUGACGAAGACGCAGGCGGACGAGCUGGUGAAACGACUCGGAAUUUUGAAACACGUCGAUGAGGCGGCGAAACAACUCAUGGGGUUGUACGAAACGUUCUCCAAGACCGACUGCACGAUGAUCGAGGUGAAUCCGCUCGCGGAGGAUCAAGACGGACGCGUCGUCGCCGCGGACGCCAAGUUAAACUUCGACGACAACGCCGAAUAUCGACAGAGCGAGUUGUUCUCCCUUCGCGAUACAUCGCAGGAAGAUCCGCGCGAGGUGCAGGCGAGCAAAUUCGACUUGAACUACAUCGGAUUGGACGGCAACAUCGGAUGCAUGGUGAACGGAGCGGGUUUGGCCAUGGCGACCAUGGACAUCAUCCAACUCUACGGAGGUUCGCCCGCGAAUUUCCUCGACGUCGGCGGGAACGCGAGCGAAGAGCAAGUCGUCGAAGCUUUCAAGAUUUUGACCGCCGACCCGAAAGUUCAAGCCAUCUUGGUGAACAUUUUCGGCGGCAUCAUGAAGUGCGACGUCAUCGCCGCCGGCAUCGUCGCCGCGGCCAAGCAAGUCGAUCUCAAAGUCCCGCUCAUCGUGCGAUUAGAGGGAACGAACGUCGAGGCUGGGAACAAGAUUCUCAAGUCGUCCGGGAUGACCAUCGUCACCGCCGAAGACCUCGACGACGCCGCGCAAAAAGCGUGCGCCAGUCUCUCCGCGCGUUGA
This is a messenger RNA of Ostreococcus lucimarinus CCE9901, 1280 nucleotides long. RefSeq lists its product with no specific name. Gene Ontology annotation, biological process: tricarboxylic acid cycle; succinyl-CoA metabolic process. Lineage: Eukaryota; Viridiplantae; Chlorophyta; Mamiellophyceae; Mamiellales; Bathycoccaceae. Gene Ontology annotation, cellular component: mitochondrion; succinate-CoA ligase complex. The record is from RefSeq and is a predicted model, not a curated record. Gene Ontology annotation, molecular function: succinate-CoA ligase (ADP-forming) activity; metal ion binding; ATP binding. The coding region runs from base 18 to 1280 and encodes 420 amino acids. The transcript has a single exon.